CAGAAUUAAUAUAGAUGCGUAGGACGUUGGGUAUACUAAAUGGGAUAAUGUAAGGGAAUCGCUACAGAAGGCUAUCCUGGAGUUCACUUACCAAUCCGUGGCUUUGCCAAUUACACUGCACAAAACCUACUACUCCAGACUACCAAGGGCCAUGCAGAAUCAUUGGUGACACCAUAAUUUCCAGGCUGUAACAUUACCCAGGCACCCAAGACCUUUAAAUACACUUUAAAAUGCCACGUGGUGAAAGGUGAGCCGUUUCAACUGCACAGACGCUAGUGAGCUAAUUUGAAAGUCGCAGGGUUAUCUCGGGAGGUGGACAAAAGGGCAAGAAGAUCAGCAGUUUCAUACUGGAAUUCUGCACUUUAAAUCCAUGGACCUAGUUUCUUCAGUGAUUUUAACCAGUUACAAUACGUGACGUAUAUUGCCUGAUGUUUACAAUGUAACUAAUAGGUUUUUUGAAAUAUUUCCGGGCAAAGGAAAGUUUUACCGUGGGAUUUUCAUAUUUUUGUUUAAAAUCUAUUACCGUGGAUGGCGAGGGUAACCUUCAGUUUAACAACGUACUUUUGGGAGAAGUCGGUGCAGCAGCAGGCACCUGCUUUUGUCAGCAGCCAGAGAGUAGAACCAAUAUCAAGUGCUUUAUUUAAUGAUAAAUUAGAUCUUUUUGACAGUGAUUCGGACAUACGUCAUUAAUGGGAUAAUUCACUGAAAUACAGCAACAAGGCAAAAAGAGAAGGUCAUCCCCCACCCCAUAAGAAUUAAACUCCCUGUGUGGGUAUUUCAGUGAAGCAUCCGCAUGGUACUUUGGUCGAAUGAGCAAGACAAACUAACUGAAAUGUCUACAAGUCCAGUAGACACGAAAAAAGAAGGGGUGUCACCAGCAUACCACCACACUAAUGGAUCGGUACAUCCAGUAAUACAGAAGGAUGGUCCAAAUGGGCCGGUGCAUCAGUUAAUACAAAAGGAUGGUCCGGAAGAACUGCGACCAAGUGAGGGCUAUGAGCUCAAAGAAGUUUCAUUCUCGGAAAGAGCCGAACAAGAAAGCGACAUGGUAGCAAUUGACUGCCGUGCUAACGCUAAGGGCCAACGUGAAGAGGAUGCCUUGUUGGAAAAUGCUAGCCAAAGCAAUGAGAGCGAUGACACGAGUACGGACCAAAUCCCGGUGCCCCCGGCUCCGCUGAAAGAAACAUCCUUCUCCAUUGGACUUCAGGUCGUCUUUCCAUUCCUGCUGGCAGGUUUUGGAACAGUCGCUGCUGGCAUGGUUUUGGAUAUAGUUCAGCACUGGAUUGUUUUCACUGAGGUGACAGAAGUGUUCAUCCUGGUUCCAGCUCUUCUGGGUUUAAAGGGAAACCUAGAGAUGACACUGGCAUCUAGGUUGUCCACUGCAGCUAACAUUGGACAGAUGGACACAGCCAAGGAGAUGUGGAACAUGAUAAUGGGAAACCUCGCUCUCAUUCAGGUCCAGGCCACAGUGGUAGGUUUCCUUGCGUCCAUUGCAGCUGUCAUCUUCGGCUGGAUCCCUGAGGGCCACUUCAAACUGGGCCACGCGGUGCUGCUCUGUGCCAGCAGCGUUUCCACAGCCUUCAUAGCCUCUCUGCUGCUGGGGCUUAUCAUGAUUGGGGUUAUCAUUGCUUCCAGAAAGGUCGGGAUCAACCCAGACAAUGUGGCAACACCAAUUGCUGCUAGUCUGGGGGACCUCAUUACCCUGGCCCUAUUAGCAGGCAUUAGCACGGGGCUAUAUAAGCAGCUAGAACACAAUGACUACAUCAACCCACUGGUGUGCGCCAUCUUUGUGGCCCUAACACCUGUCUGGGUGCUGAUUGCUCGUCGCAUUCCUUCAACUCGAGAAGUCUUAUACUCCGGUUGGGAACCGGUCAUAAUCGCCAUGGCGAUUAGCAGUGUUGGGGGUCUUAUUCUGGACAAAACUGUGUCUAACCCCAACUUUGCUGGAAUGGCUGUAUUCACACCAGUCAUCAAUGGUGUGGGAGGCAACUUGGUUGCAGUGCAGGCUAGCCGGAUCUCCACCUACCUGCAUUUAACUGCACUGCCCCUGGUGGAGCCCAGCCCUCCACCACAAAAGUGCCCCACCCCUUGCACCACCUUCUUUGGGUCAGGCGUAAACUCUCGCUCAGCUCGGGUACUUUUUCUCCUGGUAGCUCCAGGGCAUCUAGUUUUCCUCUACGCCAUUAAUUCUAUGCAGGGUGGACACACCACACUCACAUCCAUCUUCAUUGCCUUCUACAUGGCUGCUGCCCUACUACAGGUUAUUAUCCUGCUGUAUCUGGCGGACUGGAUGGUGCACUGGAUGUGGGGGCGGGGCAUGGACCCGGACAACUUCUCUAUCCCAUACCUGACAGCACUGGGGGAUCUCCUAGGGACGGGCUUCCUGGCACUGUGCUUCCAUAUUUUGUGGCUAAUUGGGGACCGUGACACAGACGUGGGUGAUUAAACGCCUACCCCAAAGAUGUGCAGGUGUCAACUUUCUAUUUAUUGUAGUAAUUAAAGAGUUUGGGCUUAUUAUGGUGAUUAAAAUCAAUAUGCAUUUGGGAUUUUUCAAUAACAAGGAGAUGUUCUCAUUAUUUUUCAAUGGGAACAUUCUCCCUUGGUCAUCAUCAAUUUACACUUGAAACAAUGAAAAACAUAAAAAAAAAAAAUAGAAUAGACAUUGCCUUGGUGUCUUCAUUCCUCACCUAUAAAUAAAGGGAUGACAAUUCUGGGCCAGAGUGCUUAAAUAAACUCCUUGUGUUUAACAGAGGUGUUUAUUAAAAUAACUGAAGUGGAUCUAGUCCUGCUUUGUAACCUUACUGAAACACUAAGUCAGGCAGUUAUAUACAAUACUGUGUAGUACCAUGAUCAUUGAGGCCUUAUCACAUGAUUGGUACAUUCAGGCAAAAUGAGAUUUUGCUUUCAAUAUGAUCCAUGGCCUUUACAAAGUAUUUUCCUUAUGCUUCCUGUAAUUUUCCCUUUUCCACAGCUUACUUGGGUCCAAGUACAAUGGCUUGAACUAAUUGAUUGUUUUACCGUUCUAAAAAUAUAAUUCUGGCAAUGGUUACUUGGGGGAAAAAUUGGUGAGACUUUGAUGACAUUUUUAGAUCUGUUAGGGUGCAUGCAUAUUUUGAAAGGUACCUCUGAAUUGAAAUGAAGGAGAUAAUAAAUUUUUACCUUCUGCUUACUUUUCUUUAGUAAACUGCUUUGUUCAUUAACUGACAAGGCUGUGUAAAUUUCAGGCCUGAUGGACUGUCAUGCCUACAUAAAACUGGCGAAACACCCUGUUACAUAUUGCACAGCCAAUAUUGUAAGCGGUAGUGAAUGUUAAAAGAUUCUUUAAUAUUAAAUAUUAUCAAUAUACCUUAUUUUGGUUCUUCCUGUCAUGCUGUUAUCACUGUGAAACAGAUGAUCAUGAUUGCUUUUGUAAGGCUGAUAUCUGGAAUCUUUUUAUUUCUUGGAUUUCAGCAGCUUAUACUGAAUCAUAAUUGGUUUGGUUAACACCAAAGGUGCCUUAUUUUAUGAGGGACUUUUAUGGGAAUUUAUAUUUGAAGAAUUAAAUAAUUUUUCUCUUUGGGAAAUUUAUUUCAUAAAAUAAUAUGAAGGAAUUGCUUUCAGUUUGUUUUACACAUUCAUUGGAUCUAUGAAAUUAAAAUGAUGUGUCAAUUCAGUAUCUUUGAAUUAUUCUUAAGAUUGUCCAUCCAUCCAUAGCUGCGUAUUCUGUGCAGGUGCAGUAAGCCUGAAACUCAUUGUAUGAUGUUUAGAGCAAAAGGCAGGUGGUGUCUACCGAGCAGAUUGGACAUAUGGAGUGUUUUUGGAUUGUUGGAGGAAACACAAAAAAGGGGAGAUAUGCAAACUCCACCCGCAGAGAGCGGGAAUGGAACCCAAUACUACUGAGCUGCUACAGCAUCCUAAUCAUAUAACUAACAUUAUUAAAAUGCAGAUUGAGUAAAAGUGAUUAGAAAUAUAAAGUAAAUCAAAUUCCUAAUUUUUAAAACAGCUGUUUUGAAGGGCUAUUUGCUGCCUCUUUUCCUCCCGACACUUCUGAUAAUUUAAGUCUUGUAACAAUGUAAACCCUAUGUUUAGUUUCAUGUUACAAUGUUUGGCAUUGAUUGUUCUGCCAACAAGCAUAAUUGUGUAUAUGGUACACAUGGUAACCUCGAGCUGUUCAAUAUCUAUACCUCAAUUAAGCACAUAAAAUAUGUUAUUUAUCCACUUUUAGUAAAGUUCAUAAAGAAGUCCAUAAACAUACCAAUGGAGGAGUGCUUGCCAGAUAUUAUACGGGGCCAAAACAAAAAAUAGCACAUGAAAUGUAUUCUUACUUUCUCCAUCUUCAAAUAUAUUUUUAAUUUAAGGGAAAUGUUUAAACAUUUUAUUUUAUGUCUAAAUUAGAUAAUUUAUAGAUAUUUCGUGAAUAGUAACUCUUAAGGUAGAUUUCUGGCAAAUGUACUGUACUACUGGACCGCAUUUACUGGCAACUGGGCAGCACUCUUAGGGCAAUAAGCUUUGUUCUGAGGGGUUAACUGGUUUUGAAUGAAGGAAUUAAACUUCUAACCCUGUCGUUCUGCUUUACUAUGUAACUGGUGCCAAUGUAUCAUACAACAUUUCUGUGGUUGUCAAUGCUACUUUAGGUAUUUGGGUGGAAGAUUAUUUAUUUUAAAAAGCAGUUAAAUUGUAUAUAUAUUUAUUCCAUAAAUAAGUGUUGCUUUUAAUUUUUUUUAUUUACUGUCAGUUUUGAUUUCUGUGUUCACACUGGCCAAGUUGAGCUCAAACAGUUUGCCAUUGUCUAUUUGGCAAUUCUAACAGUUAUAUAAAAUUAUGGUGCAUAAUAUAUGAUAGACUUUGUAUUUGAGCUAAAAUGUACUGACCUUCAUUAGCCUAAAUCUCUCAUCAUGCAAUGUAAAAGGUUCAUGAUGAGGAAAUAACCAAUAUUAAGCUAUGAGAGCAAAAUAUUCACACUUGCUGAUCCUUGUCAAUAAACAUAGUUGGAAGAUGUUUUUCUUCAUUAUAUGUGUAGAGGACAUUUCAGCUAUUUCAUGCUAUUGGAAUGAACAGAUUCUACAUCAAAAGGGGACUUAAACGACACUAGACAAUUUAGGGCAUCACAUGCGAUAAGGAUUUUAAUGGCUAAAAGUUCUGCAACCAACUUUAUACCUCCAAGCUUUCUCCCUGUUGAACUAGGACUGUUUUGCUUCCCUAUAGGCAAUGCAUGCAUAGAAUUUUCCCCACAGUUCAAGUACUUGUUCUGGGGACAGGACUAUAGAUCAGUUAAUUAUGUUAAAUUAGACAGCAAAGCAGGUAACAAAAGUCUCCGUGACAAAAAUGGGAUAAGAGUUAAAAUGGCCGACGUAAAUGUAACAUACAUAUAAGACCUAACAUAGGAAGGAGCAACAAUAUAGUGUACAGUUCCUGCCCUUUGUGCAAAGUAACAACUAUUUGUUAACCCCUACCCCCAUUCAGUUAAGCAUUAUAUUGAACACUCUAUUUUUAUUUUAUUUUUUGCUAUUUCUGGGAUUCCAAAAUUGAUUUACUUCUGUAAAAAACUGGAUUAAAGUAAUAUUUGUUAUUACAAA
Messenger RNA from Brienomyrus brachyistius, 5555 nucleotides. It is a transcript of the gene slc41a1, whose product is annotated as solute carrier family 41 member 1. The record is from RefSeq and is a predicted model, not a curated record. Gene Ontology annotation, biological process: monoatomic cation transport. Lineage: Eukaryota; Metazoa; Chordata; Actinopteri; Osteoglossiformes; Mormyridae. Gene Ontology annotation, molecular function: monoatomic cation transmembrane transporter activity. Gene Ontology annotation, cellular component: plasma membrane. The transcript is spliced from 11 exons. The coding region runs from base 794 to 2446 and encodes 550 amino acids.